This is a messenger RNA of Psylliodes chrysocephalus, 519 nucleotides long. The record is from the annotation of a GenBank genome assembly. NCBI's taxonomy places the organism in Eukaryota, Metazoa, Arthropoda, Insecta, Coleoptera, Chrysomelidae.
AUGUGUUCUGCAAUCGCAAAGAGUGAUGUACCCCCAAAUUUGUCAAAGCGUGAUCCGGGAAAACUCGCACAUGCAAGAUGGCUGACAACAGCAAAUAGGAUCUUGAGACUUUAUGUAGCUUCUGAACAGCCUUCAAACAAAUUGAAAACAAUAAAGGAAUUUAUAUUGAAAGUUUAUGCUCCUGUUUGGUUUGAUAUUAAAGUGAGAUCAUCGUGCACUGAAGGCUCCAGGCAUUUAUUCUCUCUCAUAAGAAGAUCGGUAUAUCUACCGGCUGCAGUUAAAGAUGUGAUUGAUCCUGUCAUACAGAGGCAUGCAUUUUUUGCUCAUCCAGAAAAUAUUUUAUUGUCAAUGCUUGUCAAUACAGAUGACCGAAACCCUAUGAGAGAACUUGCGCUGAGAAGAAUUCUGAAAUGCAGGGUAAAUGGUCUUCAAAAUAGAAACAUUAGACAAUUUAAAGUCCCCAAACUGAAUUUUGAUUCUCAAGACUAUACGGAAUUGAUAAACUGGCAGUCAGCGUAA